This is a messenger RNA of Scutellospora calospora, 864 nucleotides long. The record is from the annotation of a GenBank genome assembly. Lineage: Eukaryota; Fungi; Glomeromycota; Glomeromycetes; Diversisporales; Gigasporaceae.
AUGACUUCUUACGGUGUUACGACUUGUAUUAAUGAAGUUUCUUUACAGCCUUUAGAUAAUCUGUCGAUGGUUGCUUUACCUGACCCUAAUCUAUUCUUUGCUCUAUUUUUACCCAAUUACGGUCUUCCAUGUACUGAUUUACCCUCACCGACUUUUCAAAGUCAUGAUCUAAUACCACAACUCGAAACGCCUAAAAAUUUUCCAACCUGGUUAUCGGAACCUUUUCCUUUCGUAGAAAAUCAAGUUUGUUUUCCUCAAAAAGAGCAUAUUUGUGACAUGAUUUGGGUAGGAACAAUUCCUUUAUCCUUGAUGAAAAACAAUUGGUCAUUACCAGUUCCUCCUUUUGAUUAUCCACCAUGUAACGGGCACACUUCAGUCUUUGUGAAAUUCAUCGACUUACUUUGUCUAGAGAAUGUUCAUAGUUAUAUUGCUAUGCAUAGAACAGUUCCUUUCAUGGAUGCGACACCAGAAGAAUUACGUAUAGCUAUAAUUUUCUAUUUAACAGCUUUACUUCCUCAAGAAGUUUUUCAAUUUUAUAAAUGGCCUGCUCAUGGAUUUGAACAUCUUACAAAAAUUUAUGCUGAAUUACCAUUCGAGUUUUUAAAAUCAGCAUUGGAAGCACAAACAUUUCCUUUUGAAGCUCCAAUUGAUCGUUUUCAAUUUGCCAAGAAAGUAUUAGCACUUAGAAAAACAAAUGCUAAAUUAUAUGGUUGUGGAAAUAUGAACUCUUCAGUUCGUGAUGUUUUAUGUGAAACUGUUUAUUUAGCAUUUGGUGAUGAUUUAAGUGGAUCAGGAAUCUUAGUUGCCACCAGUUCUCCUUUAAAGAAAGUCACCGAUGAACAUUCUCCUUCCAAAAUGGUGUAA